AUAAAAUGAAACAUAAUAAUUAAUUACCUGUAUCAACUUUAAGAAAACACCAAUAAUACAGAAUUAGAACAUUCUUUGACUAAGCCGCACAAAAAAAGCUAGAUUACAUAAAAGAUAAUCAAAAGCAGCUGCACUUUUCCCAAGACCAAUUGAAAAAUUACAUCCAGUAGUCAGAAAGCAAACUUAAAGAUAUAACAAAUCUACCAAAUUAGGAAGAGGUUUUACUUUAUAAGAAUUAAAAGCUGCAGGACUUUCAGCUAGAAUUGCCUAAUCAGUCGGUAUUUCAGUCGAUCAUAGAAGAAAAAAUAGAUGCUAAGAAUCUUUAGAUUAAAAUAAGCAAAGACUUUUAGCUUAUGUAAGCAAACUCGUUUUAUUGCCAAAACGUCAAAAUAAACCUAAAAAAGGUCUUAUUAAUGAUACAACUGAAAAGGUUGAAGUAGGUUAAGUUGCUUUGAGCACUGUUGUUCCAGUUAAAUAAGAGUCCAAGAGAGAAAAGGCUGUAACUAAUUUACAGGAACUUAGAAAGAAAAAAGUUUACAGAAUUAUUAGAUAAGAAAAGACAAACUAAAAAUGGGACGGAUAAAGAAGAAAAAAAGCUGAAGAAGCUAAUGCUGAAACUAAAAAAGCUAAAUAAAAUGAGUGAUUUUGUUUUUUAAAUAAAUUAUUGACUUUUUUCUCUCUUUAUUCCUAUCUUUUGUGUUUUUUAGGCAGUUUUUUAAGAAGAGAGAGAAAAAAAUAAAAAUAAUCAAAUUCAUAUGUAUUGCGCAUUAUAUGUAUCCUUUUUUGUUUAGAAUUAAUAUAUUC
Molecule: messenger RNA, 804 nt
Organism: Ichthyophthirius multifiliis
Lineage: Eukaryota; Ciliophora; Oligohymenophorea; Hymenostomatida
Product: ribosomal protein, putative
Exons: 4
Source: RefSeq, a predicted model, not a curated record